Molecule: messenger RNA, 6735 nt
Organism: Agrilus planipennis (emerald ash borer)
Lineage: Eukaryota; Metazoa; Arthropoda; Insecta; Coleoptera; Buprestidae
Product: myosin-VIIa
Exons: 13
Coding region: 167-6658 (2163 amino acids)
Cellular component (GO): myosin complex; cytoskeleton
Molecular function (GO): protein binding; cytoskeletal motor activity; ATP binding
Source: RefSeq, a predicted model, not a curated record
UGUGUUUCUGUAGUGAACUUUGCCACGCAAUCAAAAAUAUGAUUUGGAUUAUUUAGCGCCCUUCGAUUGCAGGUAAUUUUUACCUGUUCUACUAUUCUAAAGAAACGAAUGAGAUCCUGUUGCACUACUUAACAAAUGCAGGCGUAUGACGUGAAGAGUUGACAUCAUGGUUAUAGUCACUAGGGGAGACUAUAUAUGGAUUGAGCCGGCAACUGGCAGCGAAUUUGAUGUGGCGAUAGGGGCAAAGGUCAUCUCAGCAGAAGGACGUCGUAUCGCGGUACGAAACGACGACGGUGAGGAACAAUGGCUUGCUCCCGAUCGUCGGAUCAAAGCAAUGCACUCCACCUCUAUACACGGGGUGGAGGACAUGAUUGGACUGGGCGACCUCCACGAGGCCGGAAUACUGAGAAAUCUCCUAAUACGAUACAACGAAAAUCUCAUCUACACAUACACUGGCUCGAUCCUAGUGGCCGUCAAUCCUUAUCAAAUACUGCCAAUUUAUACCGCCGAGCAAAUAAAAAUGUACAAGGAGAGAAAAAUCGGAGAAUUGCCCCCGCAUAUUUUCGCUAUCGGCGACAAUUCUUACAACAGCAUGAGAAGAUAUGGUCAGGACCAAUGCAUAGUUAUUUCUGGCGAAUCCGGUGCUGGUAAAACGGAAAGUACCAAAUUGAUAUUGCAAUACCUCGCGGCCAUAAGCGGCAAGCAUUCCUGGAUAGAACAGCAAAUCCUUGAAGCCAAUCCAAUCCUUGAAGCAUUCGGAAAUGCGAAAACUGUCAGAAACGAUAACAGCUCUAGAUUUGGAAAAUAUAUCGACAUACAUUUUAAUAAAGACGGGGUUAUAGAGGGUGCUAAAAUCGAGCAAUAUCUACUGGAAAAAAGCAGAAUUGUUCAUCAAAAUCCCGACGAAAGAAACUACCAUAUAUUUUAUUGUUUACUGGCCGGAUUAAGCAGGGAAGAAAAAAGAAAGUUGGAAUUAGGGGAUGCUAGUCAAUACAGAUAUUUAACCGGGGGAGGAAGCAUUACAUGCGAAGGCAGAGACGAUGCAGCAGAAUUCGCAGACAUCAGAAGCGCCAUGAAAGUUCUUCUAUUUUCCGACCAAGAAAUUUGGGAAAUAAUGAAACUCCUCUCGGCUCUUCUGCACAUGGGAAAUAUCAGGUACAAGGCCACAGUCGUCGACAACUUGGAUGCCACAGAAAUACCCGAUCCCACCAACGUGCAUCGAGUAGCUAAUCUUCUACAAGUUGAUGUGCAACCCCUUGUGAGCGCCCUCACAAGAAAAACUCUCUUUGCUCAUGGAGAAACGGUGGUGUCCACCCUUUCCCGGGAUCAAAGUGUGGACAUUAGGGAUGCUUUUGUUAAAGGAAUCUACGGGCGCUUAUUUGUUUUUAUAGUGAGGAACAUUAACAGUGCAAUAUACAAACCUAAAGAACGGCAGAGAACCGCUAUUGGAGUGUUGGACAUUUUUGGUUUCGAAAACUUCAAUCUUAAUAGUUUCGAACAGUUUUGUAUUAACUAUGCCAAUGAGAAUCUCCAACAAUUUUUUGUAAGACACAUUUUUAAAUUGGAACAGGAGGAGUACAAUCUCGAAGCCAUCAACUGGCAACAUAUCGAAUUUGUAGACAAUCAAGAGGCUCUAGACAUGAUCGCGAUAAAACCGUUAAAUAUAAUGGCAUUAAUUGACGAAGAAAGUAAAUUUCCUAAAGGAACCGACCAGACCAUGCUUGCCAAACUUCACAAAACUCACGGGCACAACAGAAAUUAUCUCAAACCGAAAUCAGAUCUGAACACGAGUUUUGGAAUCAAUCAUUUCGCUGGUGUGGUCUUUUACGAUACUCGGGGUUUCCUGGAGAAAAAUAGAGACACUUUUAGCGCUGAUCUACUUCAAUUGGUAGCUGCUUCUUGUAACAAGUUUUUACAACAACUUUUCAGCAACGAUAUCGGUAUGGGAUCGGAAACACGAAAAAGAACACCAACAUUAUCGACUCAAUUCAAAAAGAGUUUAGACUCAUUAAUGAAAACUUUAUCGAACAGUCAACCAUUCUUUAUCAGAUGCAUAAAACCCAACGAAUAUAAAAAGCCCAAUUUAUUUGAUCGCGAACUGUGUUGUCGUCAGCUGCGUUAUUCGGGAAUGAUGGAGACCAUACGAAUUAGAAGAGCUGGAUAUCCUAUAAGGCACAAUUUCAAGGACUUCGUCGACAGGUACAGGUUUUUAAUCCACGGAAUUCCACCAUCUCAUAAAACGGACUGCAGAAAAGCUACCGCAAAAAUUUGCGCCGCUGUUUUGGGAAAGACAGAUUAUCAACUCGGAAACACCAAAGUGUUUCUUAAAGAUGCCCACGAUUUGUUCUUAGAACAAGAAAGAGAUAGAGUCCUCACUAAGAAAAUUUUAAUUCUUCAAAAGGCCAUUCGUGGUUGGGUUUACAGGAGGAGGUUCUUGAGGCUUAGAGCUGCCACUAUGGUUAUCCAAAAGUAUUGGAAAGGCUAUGUUCAACGGCAAAGAUACAAACGAAUGAGAGUAGGCUACAUGAGGCUUCAGGCCCUUAUAAGGGCUCGUGUAUUAUCUCACAGGUUUAACCACUUGAGAGGCCACAUUGUCGGUUUGCAAGCCCACGCGAGAGGCUAUCUUGUCCGAAGAGAAUACGGACAUAAAAUGUGGGCUAUCAUUAAAAUACAAUCGCACGUGAGAAGAAUGAUUGCGCAAAGAAAAUACAACAAGAUACGCUUUGAACAUAAGAAUCAUAUAGAAGCACUAAGGUUAAAGAAAAAAGAGGAACGGGAACUAAAGGAUGCCGGUAACAAGAGAGCCAAAGAGAUUGCCGAACAAAAUUAUAGGGAAAGGAUGUAUGAGCUAGAACGUAAAGAGAUGGAACUUGAAAUGGAAGAACGAAGACGAGUGGAGAUGAAGAAGAAUCUCAUAAAUGAUGCUGCCCGAAAAGCAGAAGAGCCAGUCGAUGACUCAAAACUGGUUGAGGCUAUGUUCGAUUUCUUGCCGGAUAGUUCAAGCGAAGCCCCAACUUCUGGUCGAGAAACGUCCGUCUUUAACGAUUUACCGUCGCAGCCUUCGGAUUCAGAAAUAAUAAGUCCAAUGCAAGCAACUUCUGAAGACGAAGAAGAUCUAUCUGAAUACAAAUUCCAGAAAUUUGCCGCAACAUAUUUCCAAGGAAACGUUGGACACCAGUAUUCCAGGAAACCUUUGAAGCAUUCCCUAUUACCUCUACACACACAAGGUGAUCAAUUGGCUGCUCAAGCACUUUGGAUAACGAUUCUUCGUUUCACUGGCGAUCUUCCCGAGCCCCGUUACUCAACAAUGGAUCGCGAUAACACAUCCGUAAUGUCAAAAGUAACUGCAACACUUGGUCGUAAUUUUAUUCGUAGCAAAGAGUUCCAGGAAGCACAACUAAUGGGGCUCGAACCGGAGUCUUAUCUUAAACAGAAACCCCGAUCCAUUAGACACAAGUUGGUAUCUUUAACGCUCAAACGAAAAAACAAACUUGGUGAAGACGUCCGCAAAAAAUUACAAGACGAAGAAUACACAGCUGACAGUUAUCAUUCCUGGCUGGAAUCUCGACCAACUUCUAAUCUUGAAAAGCUUCACUUCAUAAUAGGACACGGCAUACUACGAGCAGAGUUACGGGAUGAAAUUUACUGCCAAAUUUGUAAGCAACUUACAAAUAAUCCUUCCAAAUCAUCCCAUGCAAGAGGCUGGAUUUUAUUAUCCCUUUGCGUUGGUUGUUUUGCACCAUCAGAAAAGUUUGUUAGCUACUUAAGGGCAUUUAUAAGAGAAGGUCCUCCAGGUUAUGCCCCAUAUUGUGAAGAAAGGUUGAAACGAACUUUCAACAAUGGCACUAGAAAUCAGCCACCCAGCUGGUUAGAACUACAAGCGACAAAGUCGAAAAAACCGAUUAUGUUACCCAUAACAUUCAUGGAUGGAAAUACAAAAACUUUAUUGGCAGAUUCAGCAACGACAGCUAGAGAACUAUGCAAUCAACUUUCGGACAAAAUUGGACUGAAAGAUCAAUUUGGGUUUUCUCUUUACAUAGCCCUUUUUGACAAGGUGUCUUCUUUGGGCAGCGGAGGAGACCACGUGAUGGAUGCCAUAUCUCAAUGUGAACAGUAUGCAAAAGAACAGGGUGCUCAAGAAAGAAACGCCCCUUGGAGACUAUUCUUUAGAAAAGAAAUAUUUGCGCCAUGGCAUGAUCCUUCCGAAGAUCAAGUGGCAACAAAUCUAAUUUACCAACAAGUCGUGAGAGGGGUAAAAUUUGGAGAAUAUCGUUGCGAUAAGGAAGAAGAUUUAGCCAUGAUUGCGGCACAACAAUACUAUAUUGAAUAUGGAUUGGAUAUGAAUUCAGAAAGACUUCUUACGUUAUUACCAAACUAUAUUCCGGACUACUGUUUAACAGGUAUAGAAAAAGCAGUAGAUCGCUGGGGAAACCUUGUGGUUCAAGCUUACAGGAAAAGUUACUAUUUAAAAGAAAAAGCUCAGUCUUUAAAAGUAAAAGAAGACAUUGUCAGCUACGCAAAAUUUAAAUGGCCCCUCCUUUUCUCUCGCUUUUAUGAAGCCUAUCGCAACUCUGGUCCAAAUCUUCCCAAAAAUGAUGUAAUAAUCGCUGUAAAUUGGACAGGUGUUUACGUUGUCGACGAUCAAGAACAAGUCCUACUUGAACUUUCAUUCCCGGAAAUCACAACAGUUUCCAGUCAAAAAACUAACAAGGUUUUCACUCAAACGUUUAGUCUUAGCACUGUUAGGGGAGAGGAAUUUACCUUCCAAAGUCCUAACGCAGAAGACAUUAGAGAUUUGGUGGUUUAUUUUUUAGAAGGUUUAAAAAAAAGAUCAAAGUUCGUUAUUGCAUUGCAAAAUUACAAAGCUCCAGGGGAAGGUUCCAGCUUUCUAACUUUCCAAAAAGGCGAUCUCAUCAUCCUGGAAGAGGACAGCACGGGAGAGACUGUCUUAAAUUCUGGCUGGUGUGUAGGACGAUGUGAGAGAACACAAGAAAAGGGAGACUUUCCUGCAGAAACAGUUUAUGUUUUACCCUGUAUGUCUAAACCUCCCUCUGACAUAUUGCAGCUAUUUAGUGUAGAAGGUGCGGAUCACGGAAGAAAAAUAAGUCAUCAUUCUCUAAAUGGAGUGGACCCUCGUGAUAAGCCUCACACUCUAGCAGAUUAUGCAAUCGAUCAUUUUCGACCUCCACUGAAACGAACUAUGUCGAAAUCCCUAACCCUGGCAUCAAGAAGGGGCUAUGAUGAUUUAUGGCGACAUUCCCGCGAACCGAUUAAACAACCUUUACUAAAAAAGCUUCUUUCCAAGGAGGAAUUGGCAGACGAGGCUUGCUUUGCUUUCAGCGCCAUAUUGAAGUACAUGGGAGACUUACCAUCUAAACGUCCCAGGUCCGGAAACGAGUACACAGAUCACAUUUUUGAUGGCCCUUUGAAACACGAGAUAUUACGGGACGAAAUCUAUUGUCAAAUAAUGAAGCAAUUAACAGACAACCAUCACAGAUUGUCAGAAGAACGGGGUUGGGAACUGAUGUGGCUGGCAACAGGCUUGUUUACCUGCUCACAAAGUUUAUUAAAAGAAUUGACUUUGUUUUUGAGAACUAGAAGGCACCCCAUAGCUCAAGACUCGCUUCAGAGGUUACAAAAGACAUUAAGGAAUGGUCAAAGAAAAUAUCCUCCCCACCAAGUAGAGGUAGAAGCUAUACAACAUAAGACAACACAGAUAUUCCAUAAAGUCUAUUUUCCUGAUGAUACUGACGAAGCAUUCGAAGUCGAUUCUAGCACAAGGGCCAAAGAUUUCUGUCACAACAUCAGCCAAAGACUGAAUCUUAAAUCGAGCGAGGGCUUUAGUUUAUUUGUUAAAAUUGCAGAUAAGGUAAUAUCAGUACCGGAAGGAGACUUCUUUUUUGACUUUGUUCGUCAUUUAACCGAUUGGAUUCGUAAAGCAAGGCCUGUACGAGAUGGUAUAAUACCACAAUUUUCGUAUCAAGUAUUCUUCAUGAAGAAAUUAUGGACGAAUACGGUACCCGGAAAAGAUAGAAAUGCUGACCUUAUAUUUCAUUUUCAUCAAGAACUACCAAAACUGAUAAGGGGAUAUCACAAAUGUACAAAAGAAGAGGCUGCUAAACUUGCAGCACUUGUAUAUAGAGUUCGAUUUGGGGAAAGUAAACAAGAACUACAAGCCAUACCACAAAUGCUACGUGAGUUAAUUCCAGCAGAUCUAGUCAAAGUUCAAAGUGCAAACGACUGGAAACGACAAAUAAUUGCGGCCUACAACCAGGAUGCGGGUAUGAGCCCUGAAGACGCUAAAAUCACCUUUCUAAAAAUUGUUUAUCGUUGGCCCACCUUUGGUUCAGCCUUUUUCGAAGUGAAGCAAACAACAGAUCCAAACUAUCCCGAAAUGUUAUUGAUAGCCAUAAAUAAACACGGCGUUAGUCUGAUUCAUCCUCAUUCAAAGGAUAUCCUAGUCACUCAUCCCUUCACAAGAAUUUCAAAUUGGUCAUCUGGUAACACAUACUUCCAUAUGACGAUAGGAAAUUUGGUACGUGGUUCGAAACUCCUCUGUGAAACAUCACUCGGUUAUAAAAUGGACGACCUCCUUACCUCAUACAUAUCCUUAAUGCUCACAAACAUGAAUAAACAGAGAAGCAUGCGAAUUAAAUAAAUAAUUGUACGUUAUUUAAUUUGUAAAAACAUUCAGUAUUUACUUAAGUCCGUCCAUUUUUAAUUAUAUUUAUAANC